Messenger RNA from Didymodactylos carnosus, 1395 nucleotides. NCBI's taxonomy places the organism in Eukaryota, Metazoa, Rotifera, Eurotatoria, Philodinida, Philodinidae. The record is from the annotation of a GenBank genome assembly.
AUGACGUAUCUAUGUCGUUUUCGUUUACGUAAUCGUCUCAUUGAAAUACCAACAAGUGAAUAUAAUUUGACACAUGAUUAUUUAAAACAAUUGAUUAUUCGUGAAUUUGAAUUACAACAGAUACCAAAACAUAUGUUAAUUAUACAAAUGUGGAAUGAAAAAUAUCGUGAAUAUAUUGAUAUUGAAUCAUUUAAACGUUUUCCAGAUGAAGGUCGAUUACAAGUGUUAAUAGAAAAAGAUUUGAAUGCUUCGGCUAAUGAAAGUGGAGAACCAUCAACAUCAACAACAUCAAAUAACUUAUCGACGACAACAACAAAUGGCGAUGGAAGUAAUACUAAAAGUCCAAUAAUUACUGCCAUAACAACAGCAAUAAAUCGUUGUGCAACACCUACUAUUACGACAACAACAGCAUUACAUACAACUCCGCUGGCAAUUUUAAAUGAAAACAAUAGUAGUUAUCCAUUGACUUUAAAUACUGUAACAAAUCGUCAUAGUAAUAAUGGAGAUGAUGAUAAACAGAAUGACUCAUUCAACAGUAGUAACAGCAAUUUAUUAUCAUCACAAAACAAUAUCAAAAUUGAACGAAUGUACGAGGAUGUUAUGAGCACUGCUUCACCAACAAUGAAUGCUGAGAAUACAUUAAAUCAUAAAAAUGAUAUUGUCUACGAUUUAUUACCAAAACCACUGACUGGCAUAGAAAUACCUCGUUUUCCACCUCAUAUUGCCGCUUUUCUCAAUGGCUCGGGCGAUCAAAAUCAAUUAAAUGCAUUAGUACAAGCAUUAUAUCAAGAAAUCGUUAAAUAUGAAUUGUAUCCAAACGCAGAUGAAUUACGUUCUAUUGUCAGUCGACUUGUGGAACGUUAUCCGAAUAGUGUAUUGGUUAUUGGUAGUAUUGAAUUAUUAGUAAGAAAAUUGUAUUAUAAAUUUUGUAAUGAACGAAAAAAAUAUCCGGUUGAAUUAAAACGUCGUCAACCAAAUAAACGUAAACGUUUGAUGCGAGAUGAUGAAUUAAUGCUAAAUGUGAUGUCAUCAUCAUCAAUACCAAAUUUAAACGGAAGUAAUGAUAGUGGUAUGAAUGAUCAACGAUUAGAUUCGAUGAUGUCAUGUUUUUUAUGGACAAAUGAUACGAAAGAAAUGUCAUUAGUUAAUAAUAGCAGCAAUAAUAAUAGUAGUACAUUGAAUGAAUCAUCGUCAGAUAUUAAUGAACAUCAGCAAACAAGUCCCAUGGUUAGCCCAUCGAAUCAUCAACAAAAUGAAGGAUCACCAGCAUCAUCAUCGGCAUCAUCAUCGCCGAAAAAUAAUGUUGAUUUAAUUCGUAGCAAUACCAAUUUUGGUGUUCAACAUCCAUUAAAUUUAUCAAUAUCAGCAACAAAUCAUCUUAUGUGCUCAGAUUAA